CUUUAACAUCUCCUGUUGAGCCAUUUCCCCAAAGAGCUGCAGGAAUGCAGGCAAGCCACCAUUGAUCGCAGAGAGUAGCAAUGGCAAGAUGCUUUUGGACAAUGUUGUUUCUUCUCUCUGCCCUUUUCCUUCAGACAGAGCAGACAGUGUUUAUAUCAACUGAUGAUGCAAACAAAGUUAUCAAGAGGCAUCGACGUGCCAACUCCCUGCAUUUUGAGGAGGUCUUGCAAGGCAGUUUGGAAAGGGAAUGCCUUGAAGAGAGGUGCACGCAUGAGGAAGCAAGAGAAGUAUUUGAAAAUGAUGAAAUGCUCAAAAUGUUUUGGGAUAACUACUACGGUGGCUGGAGGUGUUCCUCCAGCCCAUGCCAGCACGGUGGCCUGUGUGAGGACACCAUCCGUGGCUACACCUGCACCUGCACCGCGGGCUUCGAGGGGGAGGACUGCGCCUUCGCUAAAAAUGAAUGCCGGCACCAAGGAAAAGAAGGAUGUCAGCACUUCUGCUACCCAGGAAGUAAUUCCUACCAUUGCUCCUGUGCUGAAGGCUAUGAGCUUGGGAAGGACAAAAAACAAUGCAUCCCAUUAGAUCAAUGUGCAUGUGGCAGACUUCAAGACAGUGAUAAUCUGAUACGCGAAACCCCAAAGGAACAUGGCAAGCAAUUUCCUUGGCAGGUCCUGUUGCUAAACUCAGAAGGGAAAGGUUUCUGUGGAGGAGUGCUGCUAAAAAGUAACUUUGUACUGACCACAGCAGAGUGCGCCCUUCUGCACAACCAUUUUAAAAUCAGAGUUGGCACUGGGUGUAACAGAACAAGCGGAGCCGAGAAGAUCAUGGAAGUUCAUGAGAAACACAUUCACAUCCGGUAUGACGAAGACACUGGUGAGAAUGACGUUGCACUGCUGCAACUCCAAGAGCACAUUGAGUGUGGUAACCACCAGCUUCCUGUAUGCAUCCCUGAAAGAGACUUUGCAGAACACAUUUUGAUUCCAAAAUUGGCUGGUACAGUCACUGGUUGGAAAAUGGAAGGUGGUGAAUUUCAAGGCGACGAGUUGCAGGUUUCAUAUCUUCCCACCGAGGAUUGUGAACAAAUACUCAACGUAAGCCUCACAAACAGGCAGUUUUGUGGACACAGCCAGGAGGCCAUAGAGAAACAGCUGGCUGGAGGGAGCUUUAUGGCCACUGUGUAUAAGGGCACAUGGUUCCUGACUGGUAUUCUGGGACCUUGGCCACUAGAAGAUGCUGACAGGAAAACAUUUUUAUUUACCAACACAGCUAGGUACAUGAUAUGGUUUAAACAAAAAAUGAAGUAAGACGCAAACACAACCAAUCCUCCACUACCAAACCCCUACCAAUCACUGCAAGGAAACAUGCGGAAGCAGCCAGUAGAGCCAUCUGAUUAUCACCAUUUGCAGCAGUGGAAGUUGCAAUGAUGAUACCUAUUUUACUCCAAUUCAUACAGAAAAGCCCAUUUGUCUUUCCUUCCUCUGGUAACACGCAGUACUGUAAAAGCCAUGAUGCAGAAAACCUAGCUGCUUUACUAAUAAACAGACUGAACUUUAA
Molecule: messenger RNA, 1554 nt
Organism: Tympanuchus pallidicinctus (lesser prairie-chicken)
Lineage: Eukaryota; Metazoa; Chordata; Aves; Galliformes; Phasianidae
Gene: PROZ
Product: protein Z, vitamin K dependent plasma glycoprotein
Exons: 8
Coding region: 81-1304 (407 amino acids)
Biological process (GO): proteolysis; blood coagulation
Cellular component (GO): extracellular region
Molecular function (GO): serine-type endopeptidase activity; calcium ion binding
Source: RefSeq, a predicted model, not a curated record